AUGAGCGAACAGCUCAAAUUGAUCGUUGAACAGCUGAACAGGGAGCCUUUUAAGAAAAACUUCAAUCUCAUUACAUUUGACUCUCUGGAGCCAAUGCAGUUACUGCAGACUAUAAAUGAUGUUCUGGCUGAAAUUGAUCCAAAGCAAGCCAUUGAUAUACGUGAGGAAAUGCCUGAGCAGACAGCUAAGAGAAUGUUUACUCUUCUUGGGAUGCUGAAAUACAAACCUCCUGGAGGAAUGUCUGAAGUAAGCAGUUUUCGUCAGGGUUUGGUGAUAGGCAGUAAGCCUGUGGUGCACCCCAUCUUGCACUGGCUGUUACAGAGGAUUCCAGAGCUGAAGAAGAGAGCGUACCUGGCCAGGUUCCUCGUCAAACUAGAGAUUCCUGCUGAGUUUCUCCAAGAUGAUAUCAUUGCUGAGACCUUCCACCAGUAUGAGGAGCUGGUGGGGGGAUUCAAGAACAUCCACAAAGAGUGUGAACAGCUGAAGAGCUCAGGUUUCUCCACCGCUGAGAUCCGUCGGGACAUUGUUGCAAUGGAGGAGGAGAAGGAUCAACUCAUAAAAAGGGUGGAGCGGCUUAAAAAGAGGGUGGAGGCAGUGUCAACCCAUCAACGCAUGCUGGAACUGGCCAGACAGCUAAGAGUGGAAAAAGAAAGAGAAGAAUCUCUUGCUCAUCAGAAACAGGAGCAGAAGAACCAGCUCUUCCAGGCAGAGCAGAGACUGCAGAGAUGUCAGAUCCAGCUUAAAGACUUGCAGCAGGCAGCCGCAGAUGAAAAGCCAGAGAGCCUUAUGAAGAGACUCGAGGAGGACAUUAAGUUCAACUCCUACAUGGUGUCUGAGAAGCUGCCCAGAGAGCUGGAGAACAUGAGAAAGGUGGUGCAGUACUUCCAGAAGGUGGCGUCUGAGCCUGCUUUGGGCCAAGCAGAACUGAGGGAGCUGGAGGACAAGAUCAGAGAAACCAACACAGAGAUCAACCAUCUGAUUGAGAAGAGGAUGAUGCGUAACGACCCAAUGGAUGAUAAACUCUCUUUGUUCAGACAGCAGGCUGCUAUUAUAGUCCGUAAGAAGGAAACCAAGGUGGAGGAGUUGCAGGAGGCCCGUGAGGAGUUGGCAGCUGUGGAGAGAGAAAUGAACAUGAAGAGCAGUCAGGCACGAGAGCGGGGUGGAGCAGAGCUGAUCCGUGGAGAUGAGUUUAAGCGAUAUGUGGCCAAGAUGCGUGGCAAGAGCAGCACUUAUAAGAAGAAACGCCAGGAGAUCGCUGAGCUGAAGGUGGAGUAUGGUGUUCUACAGAGGACUCAAGAAAUCCUGAGAGAGCGACACACAGCUGGACAACAGCAGCUGCAAUCUCUGGAGGCUCAGCGGGGGAUCUCGGGCUACAGCGAUACUCAGGAAGAGCUGGAGAGAGUCUCCGCUAUUAAGAGCGAGCUGGACGAGAUGAAGGGACGAACACUGGACGAUAUGUCUGAAAUGGUAAAGAAGCUGAAUUCGGUGAUAGCAGAGAAGAAGUCUGCUCUAUCUCCUCUGAUAAAGGACCUGAGAGCUUUGAGACAGGAACACGCGGAGCUCGCUCCAGAGUUUGAGCAAAAGAAGGCUCAGUAUGACACCUGUGCUGCAGGACUGGAGAGCAACAGGUCCAAGUUGGAACAGGAAGUGAGGAUGCUCAGGGAAGAGACGGCACAGGAAGAAAGCCGAUAUCAUCACAUUAACUGCAUGAGAGAGAUUAUUGAGAGUCAAAUGGAGAGGGCAGCAGAUCAGAGUAAGAUCAAUCAGUCAAUGGACUUACAGGUGCGGAGGACGGCUCUCAGAGAGAAGUACAUCGCGAACACGGCGGAGCAGGAGUCCUUGGGCAAGGGUCUACGUCAGCAGGUGAAGCAGGUGCGAGAGAACCAGGAGCCCAAUAUGAGACAGAUGAAGAUGUGGAAGGACCUGGAGACUCUGUUGGAGUGCAAGAAGCAGUGCUACCUCAAGGCUCAGAGCCAGGCCCCUAUUGGGCACGUCAUCCAGGAUGUUGGCAAGGAUAUGCUGGUUCUGUGAUGCCAUUUCCCUUGUAAAAGUUGUUUUUCUGGUCAUUAUUAUAUGAAUUAUAUAAAUAACUGUAUACAUUAUUAAAUAUGUAAAGUUGUGUGUAUGUUAAUUUGUAUAAUAAGGAAUAGUUCACCCAAAAAUGAAAAUUUGCUAAAAAAUUACUUGCCC
Sinocyclocheilus rhinocerous is the source of this 2190-nucleotide messenger RNA. RefSeq names its product intraflagellar transport 81 homolog (gene ift81). Gene Ontology annotation, cellular component: intraciliary transport particle B; ciliary basal body. Gene Ontology annotation, molecular function: tubulin binding. Lineage: Eukaryota; Metazoa; Chordata; Actinopteri; Cypriniformes; Cyprinidae. The coding region runs from base 1 to 2031 and encodes 676 amino acids. The transcript is spliced from 18 exons. The record is from RefSeq and is a predicted model, not a curated record. Gene Ontology annotation, biological process: cilium assembly; intraciliary transport.